GCGCCUGGGCCUGCUGCACGGUCGGCGGGCGCCGCCGCUUUAAGCGGGGGCGGGACUGCGCGCGGCGGAGCGGCGGAGCGGCGGAGCGGCGGCGGCGAGGGCUCGGCUGGGGGUCGCAGGGGUCGCGAGCUGGGCCUGCUGCAGCCGGGCCGCCGAGGUCGGGGCUGGGUGAACUCAUGGACUUGAUACUUUUCUCUUGAGAAGCAAACCAGCCCAAAAGAAAAAUGGCGUUUGUUGCAACACAGGGGGCCACAGUGGUUGACCAAACCACUCUGAUGAAAAAGUACCUUCAGUUUGUGGCAGCUCUCACAGAUGUGAAUACACCUGAUGAAACGAAGUUGAAAAUGAUGCAAGAAGUUAGUGAAAAUUUUGAGAAUGUCACGUCAUCUCCUCAGUAUUCUACAUUCCUGGAACAUAUCAUCCCUCGAUUCCUUACAUUUCUUCAAGAUGGAGAAGUUCAGUUUCUUCAGGAGAAACCAGCGCAGCAACUGCGGAAGCUAGUACUUGAAAUAAUUCAUAGAAUACCAACCAACGAACAUCUUCGUCCUCACACAAAAAAUGUUUUGUCUGUUAUGUUUCGCUUUUUAGAGACGGAAAAUGAAGAAAAUGUUCUUAUUUGUCUAAGAAUAAUUAUUGAGCUACAUAAACAGUUUAGGCCACCGAUCACACAAGAAAUUCAUCAUUUUCUGGAUUUUGUGAAACAGAUUUAUAAGGAGCUUCCAAAAGUAGUGAACCGCUACUUUGAGAACCCUCAAGUGAUCCCCGAGAACACAGUGCCUCCCCCAGAAAUGGUUGGUAUGAUAACAACAAUUGCUGUGAAAGCCAACCCGGAGCGUGAGGACAGCGAGACUCGAACACAUUCCAUCAUUCCAAGGGGAUCACUUUCUCUGAAAGUGUUGGCAGAAUUGCCCAUUAUUGUUGUUUUAAUGUAUCAGCUCUACAAACUGAACAUCCACAAUGUUGUUGCUGAGUUUGUGCCCUUGAUCAUGAACACCAUUGCCAUUCAGGUGUCUGCACAAGCCAGGCAACAUAAGCUUUACAACAAGGAGCUGUAUGCUGACUUCAUUGCUGCUCAGAUUAAAACAUUGUCAUUUUUAGCUUACAUCAUCAGGAUUUACCAGGAGUUGGUGACUAAAUAUUCUCAACAGAUGGUGAAAGGAAUGCUCCAGUUACUUUCAAAUUGUCCAGCAGAGACUGCACACCUCAGAAAGGAGCUUCUGAUUGCUGCCAAACACAUCCUCACCACUGAGCUGAGAAACCUGGAGGUCUCUGCCUGCAGGCCCCUCGCCUACAGCACACUGGCCGACCUCGUGCACCACGUCCGCCAGCACCUGCCCCUCAGCGACCUCUCCCUCGCCGUCCAGCUCUUCGCUAAGAACAUCGAUGAUGAGUCCCUUCCCAGCAGCAUCCAGACCAUGUCCUGUAAGCUCCUGCUGAACCUGGUGGACUGCAUCCGCUCCAAGAGCGAGCAGGAGAGCGGCAACGGGAGAGACGUCCUGAUGCGGAUGCUGGAGGUUUUUGUUCUCAAAUUCCACACUAUUGCUCGGUACCAACUCUCUGCCAUUUUUAAGAAGUGCAAGCCUCAGUCAGAACUUGGAGCUGUGGAAGCAACUCUGCCCGGGGUGCCCACUGCUCCUGCAGCUCCCGGCCCUGCUCCCUCCCCAGCCCCCGUCCCUGCCCCAGCUCCGCCCCCACCGCCACCUCCACCUGCGACCCCCGUGACCCCGGCCCCUGUGCCUCCCUUUGAGAAGCAAGGAGAAAAGGACAAGGAAGACAAGCAGACAUUCCAAGUCACAGACUGUCGAAGUUUGGUCAAAACCUUGGUGUGUGGUGUCAAGACAAUCACGUGGGGCAUAACGUCAUGCAAAGCACCUGGUGAAGCUCAGUUCAUUCCCAAUAAGCAAUUACAACCCAAAGAGACACAAAUUUACAUCAAACUUGUGAAGUAUGCAAUGCAAGCUUUAGAUAUUUAUCAGGUCCAGAUAGCAGGAAAUGGACAAACGUACAUUCGAGUGGCCAACUGCCAGACUGUGAGAAUGAAAGAAGAGAAGGAGGUAUUGGAGCACUUUGCUGGCGUGUUCACAAUGAUGAACCCCUUAACGUUCAAAGAAAUCUUCCAAACUACGGUCCCUUAUAUGGUGGAGAGAAUCUCAAAAAAUUACGCUCUUCAGAUUGUUGCCAAUUCCUUCUUGGCAAAUCCUACUACCUCUGCUUUGUUUGCUACAAUUCUGGUGGAGUAUCUCCUUGAUCGCCUGCCAGAAAUGGGCUCCAAUGUGGAGCUCUCCAACCUGUACCUCAAGCUGUUUAAGCUGGUCUUUGGCUCUGUCUCCCUCUUCGCAGCUGAAAAUGAACAAAUGCUGAAGCCUCACUUGCACAAGAUUGUGAACAGCUCCAUGGAGCUCGCACAGACCGCCAAGGAACCCUACAACUACUUCUUGCUGCUCCGGGCGCUGUUUCGCUCUAUUGGUGGAGGUAGCCACGAUCUCUUGUAUCAGGAGUUCUUGCCUCUCCUUCCAAACCUCCUGCAAGGGCUGAACAUGCUGCAGAGUGGCCUGCACAAGCAGCACAUGAAGGACCUCUUUGUGGAGCUGUGUCUCACCGUCCCCGUGCGGCUGAGCUCGCUCUUGCCGUACCUACCCAUGCUCAUGGAUCCCUUGGUGUCUGCGCUCAACGGGUCUCAGACGUUGGUCAGCCAAGGCCUCAGGACACUGGAGCUGUGUGUGGACAACCUGCAGCCCGACUUCCUCUAUGACCACAUCCAGCCAGUGCGCGCAGAGCUCAUGCAGGCUCUGUGGCGCACCUUACGCAACCCUGCUGACAGCAUCUCCCACGUGGCCUACCGUGUCCUCGGUAAGUUUGGCGGCAGUAACAGGAAGAUGCUGAAGGAGUCGCAGAAGCUGCACUAUGUUGUGACUGAAGUUCAGGGCCCCAGCAUCACUGUGGAGUUUUCCGACUGUAAAGCCUCUCUCCAGCUCCCCAUGGAGAAGGCCAUUGAAACUGCUCUGGACUGCCUGAAAAGUGCCAACACUGAGCCCUACUACCGGAGGCAGGCGUGGGAAGUGAUCAAGUGCUUCCUGGUGGCCAUGAUGAGCCUGGAGGACAACAAACACGCCCUGUACCAGCUCCUGGCACACCCCAACUUUACAGAAAAGACCAUCCCCAACGUCAUCAUCUCACAUCGCUACAAAGCCCAGGACACUCCAGCCCGGAAGACGUUUGAGCAGGCCCUGACAGGCGCCUUCAUGUCCGCCGUCAUUAAGGACCUGCGGCCCAGUGCCCUGCCCUUCGUGGCCAGCUUGAUCCGCCACUAUACGAUGGUGGCAGUUGCCCAGCAGUGCGGUCCUUUCUUGCUGCCUUGCUACCAAGUGGGCAGCCAGCCCAGCACAGCCAUGUUUCACAGUGAAGAAAAUGGCUCUAAAGGAAUGGAUCCUUUGGUUCUCAUUGAUGCAAUAGCUAUUUGUAUGGCAUAUGAAGAAAAGGAGCUUUGCAAAAUUGGGGAGGUGGCCCUAGCUGUGAUAUUUGACGUUGCAAGUAUCAUCCUGGGCUCCAAGGAGAGGGCCUGUCAGCUGCCCCUGUUUUCUUACAUCGUGGAGCGCCUGUGUGCGUGUUGUUAUGAACAGGCGUGGUAUGCAAAGCUCGGGGGCGUGGUGUCCAUUAAGUUUCUCAUGGAGCGGCUGCCUCUCACUUGGGUUCUGCAGAACCAGCAGACCUUCCUCAAGGCACUUCUCUUUGUCAUGAUGGACUUAACUGGAGAGGUUUCCAAUGGGGCAGUUGCCAUGGCAAAGACCACUCUGGAGCAGCUUCUGAUGCGGUGUGCAACGCCUUUAAAAGAUGAGGAGAGAGCUGAAGAGAUCGUGGCCGCCCAGGAAAAGUCUUUCCACCACGUGACACAUGAUUUGGUUCGAGAAGUCACCUCUCCAAACUCCACUGUGAGAAAGCAGGCCAUGCAUUCACUGCAGGUGUUGGCCCAGGUCACUGGGAAGAGUGUGACGGUGAUCAUGGAGCCCCAUAAAGAGGUCCUGCAGGAUAUGGUCCCCCCUAAGAAGCACCUGCUCCGACACCAGCCUGCCAACGCGCAGAUCGGCCUGAUGGAGGGGAACACAUUCUGUACCACGUUGCAGCCCAGGCUCUUCACAAUGGACCUGAACGUGGUGGAGCAUAAGGUGUUCUACACAGAGCUGUUGAAUUUGUGUGAGGCUGAAGAUUCAGCUUUAACAAAGCUGCCCUGCUAUAAAAGCCUUCCAUCGCUCGUACCUUUACGAAUUGCAGCAUUAAAUGCACUUGCUGCCUGCAAUUACCUUCCUCAGUCCAGGGAGAAAAUCAUUGCUGCACUCUUCAAAGCCCUGAAUUCCACCAAUAGUGAGCUCCAGGAGGCUGGAGAAGCCUGUAUGAGAAAGUUUUUAGAAGGUGCUACCAUAGAAGUCGACCAAAUUCACACACAUAUGCGACCUUUGCUGAUGAUGCUGGGGGAUUACCGGAGCUUGACGCUGAAUGUUGUGAAUCGUCUGACUUCGGUCACACGGCUCUUCCCAAAUUCCUUCAAUGAUAAAUUUUGUGAUCAGAUGAUGCAACAUCUGCGCAAGUGGAUGGAAGUGGUGGUCAUCACCCACAAAGGGGGCCAGAGGAGCGACGGAAACGAAAGCAUUUCCGAGUGCGGGAGAUGUCCCUUGUCUCCAUUCUGUCAGUUUGAGCCUGCCAUGGAAGGGGUAGAGGAAAUGAAGAUUUGUUCAGCAAUUAUAAACCUUUUUCAUCUGAUCCCGGCGGCUCCUCAGACUCUGGUGAAGCCUUUGCUAGAGGUUGUCAUGAAAACGGAGCGGGCGAUGCUGAUCGAGGCAGGCAGUCCAUUCCGAGAGCCCCUGAUCAAGUUCCUGACUCGGCACCCCUCGCAGACAGUGGAGCUGUUCAUGAUGGAAGCCACACUGAACGAUCCCCAGUGGAGCAGAAUGUUUAUGAGUUUUUUAAAACACAAAGACGCCAGACCUCUGAGGGAUGUGCUGGCCGCCAACCCCAACAGGUUCAUCACCCUGCUUCUGCCGGGGGGUGCCCAGACGGCCGUGCGCCCCGGCUCACCCAGCACCAGCACCAUGCGCCUGGACCUCCAGUUCCAGGCCAUCAAGAUCAUAAGCAUUAUAGUGAAAAACGAUGACUCCUGGCUGGCCAGCCAGCACUCUCUGGUGAGCCAGUUGCGACGUGUAUGGGUGAGUGAGACCUUCCAGGAGAGGCACCACAAGGAGAACAUGGCAGCCACCAACUGGAAGGAGCCCAAGCUGCUGGCCUACUGCCUGCUGAACUACUGCAAAAGGAAUUAUGGAGAUAUAGAAUUGCUAUUCCAGCUGCUUCGAGCCUUUACUGGUCGUUUUCUCUGCAACAUGACAUUCUUAAAAGAGUAUAUGGAGGAAGAGAUUCCCAAAAAUUACAGCAUCACUCAGAAACGUGCCCUAUUUUUUCGCUUUGUAGACUUAAAUGACCCUAACUUUGGAGAUGAAUUAAAAGCUAAAGUUCUGCAGCAUAUAUUGAAUCCUGCUUUCUUGUACAGCUUUGAGAAGGGGGAAGGAGAGCAGCUAUUGGGACCUCCCAAUCCAGAAGGAGAUAACCCAGAAAGCAUUACCAGUGUGUUUAUUACCAAGGUCCUGGACCCCGAGAAGCAGGCGGACAUGCUGGACUCUCUGCGGAUCUACCUGCUGCAGUAUGCCACGCUGCUGGUGGAGCACGCCCCGCACCACAUCCACGACAAUAACAAGAACCGCAACAGCAAGCUUCGCCGCCUUAUGACCUUCGCCUGGCCCUGCCUACUCUCCAAGGCCUGUGUGGACCCGGCCUGCAAGUACAGUGGACACUUGCUCCUCGCACACAUUAUCGCCAAAUUCGCCAUACACAAGAAGAUCGUCCUGCAGGUUUUCCAUAGUCUCCUCAAGGCUCAUGCAAUGGAAGCUCGAGCGAUCGUCAGACAGGCAAUGGCCAUUCUGACCCCAGCAGUGCCAGCCAGGAUGGAGGACGGGCACCAGAUGCUAACCCACUGGACACGGAAGAUCAUCGUGGAGGAGGGGCACACCGUCCCACAGCUGGUGCACAUUCUGCACCUGAUAGUGCAGCACUUCAAGGUGUACUACCCGGUACGGCACCACCUGGUGCAGCACAUGGUGAGCGCCAUGCAGAGGCUUGGCUUCACACCCAGUGUCACCAUUGAGCAGAGGCGGCUGGCCGUGGACCUGUCUGAAGUUGUCAUCAAGUGGGAGCUGCAGAGGAUCAAGGACCAGCAGCCGGAUUCAGACAUGGACCCAAAUUCCAGUGGAGAAGGAGUCAAUUCUGUCUCAUCCUCCAUUAAGAGAGGCCUGUCUGUGGAUUCUGCCCAGGAAGUGAAACGCUUCAGAACGGCCACCGGAGCCAUCAGUGCAGUGUUUGGGAGGAGCCAGUCGCUACCUGGAGCGGACUCUCUCCUCGCCAAGCCCAUCGACAAGCAGCACACAGACACCGUGGUGAACUUCCUAAUUCGCGUGGCCUGUCAGGUUAAUGACAACACCAACACUGCGGGGUCCCCUGGGGAGGUGCUUUCUCGCCGAUGUGUGAACCUUCUGAAGACCGCGUUGCGGCCAGACAUGUGGUCCAAGUCUGAGCUCAAGCUGCAGUGGUUCGACAAGCUGCUGAUGACUGUGGAGCAGCCAAACCAAGUGAACUAUGGGAAUAUCUGCACGGGACUAGAAGUGCUGAGCUUCCUGCUAACUGUCCUUCAGUCGCCAGCCAUCCUUAGUAGCUUCAAACCCCUGCAGCGUGGAAUUGCCGCCUGCAUGACGUGUGGAAACACCAAGGUGCUGCGAGCCGUCCACAGCCUUCUCUCGCGCCUGAUGAGUAUUUUCCCAACGGAGCCGAGUACUUCCAGUGUGGCCUCCAAGUAUGAAGAGCUGGAGUGCCUCUACGCAGCCGUCGGAAAGGUCAUCUACGAAGGGCUCACCAACUACGAGAAGGCCACCAACGCCAAUCCCUCCCAGCUCUUCGGGACCCUGAUGAUCCUCAAGUCAGCCUGCAGCAACAACCCCAGCUACAUAGACCGGCUGAUCUCCGUCUUUAUGCGCUCUCUGCAGAAGAUGGUCCGGGAACAUUUAAACCCUCAGGCAGCAUCGGGAAGCACCGAAGCCACCUCAGGUACAAGCGAGCUGGUGAUGCUAAGUCUGGAACUGGUGAAGACGCGCCUGGCAGUGAUGAGCAUGGAGAUGCGGAAGAACUUCAUCCAGGCCAUUCUGACAUCCCUCAUUGAGAAAUCACCAGAUGCCAAAAUCCUGCGGGCCGUGGUCAAAAUCGUGGAAGAAUGGGUCAAGAAUAACUCCCCAAUGGCAGCCAAUCAGGUGAGGUGGGACGGUAUGUCACGUGACCUCCUUUUGAAUAAAAGAAAAUUCAACAAGUUCAUGUUUGCUUAUGACUUAGGGAGGCCACCGUCUUGCCUCUCUCUGAGUUCUUGGUGUUACAGGGAUGAGACACUGUCUGGCAGCGAGCUGACAGCAAAACUUGAGCCUGCCUUUCUCUCUGGACUGCGCUGCGCCCAGCCACUCAUCAGGGCAAAGUUUUUCGAGGUUUUUGACAACUCCAUGAAACGUCGUGUCUACGAGCGCCUGCUUUAUGUGACCUGUUCGCAGAACUGGGAAGCCAUGGGGAACCACUUCUGGAUCAAGCAGUGCAUUGAGCUGCUCCUGGCCGUGUGUGAAAAGAGCACCCCCAUUGGCACCAGCUGCCAAGGAGCCAUGCUCCCAUCCAUCACCAACGUCAUCAACCUAGCCGACAGCCACGACCGCGCCGCCUUCGCCAUGGUCACACACGUCAAGCAGGAGCCCCGGGAGAGGGAGAACAGUGAGUCCAAAGAGGAGGAUGUAGAGAUAGACAUUGAACUAGCUCCUGGGGACCAGACCAGCACGCCCAAAACCAAAGAACUUUCCGAAAAGGACAUUGGAAACCAGCUGCACAUGCUAACCAACAGGCAUGACAAGUUUCUGGACACACUCCGGGAGGUGAAGACUGGAGCGCUGCUCAGCGCUUUCGUUCAGCUGUGCCACAUUUCCACAACGCUGGCAGAGAAGACAUGGAUCCAGCUUUUCCCCAGAUUAUGGAAGAUCCUCUCAGACAGACAGCAGCAUGCGCUCGCGGGCGAGAUAAGUCCAUUCCUGUGCAGCGGCAGUCACCAGGUGCAGCGAGACUGCCAGCCCAGUGCGCUGAACUGCUUCGUGGAAGCCAUGUCCCAGUGCGUGCCCCCGAUCCCCAUCCGACCCUGUGUCCUGAAGUACCUGGGAAAAACACACAACCUCUGGUUCCGGUCCACGCUGAUGCUGGAGCACCAGGCUUUUGAAAAGGGUCUGAGUCUUCAGAUUAAGCCGAAGCAAACAACAGAGUUUUAUGAGCAGGAGAGCAUCACCCCACCUCAGCAGGAGAUACUGGAUUCCCUUGCAGAGCUUUACUCCCUGUUACAAGAGGAAGAUAUGUGGGCCGGUCUGUGGCAGAAGCGGUGCAAGUACUCGGAGACGGCAACUGCAAUUGCAUACGAGCAGCAUGGGUUCUUCGAGCAGGCACAAGAAUCCUAUGAAAAGGCAAUGGAUAAAGCCAAAAAAGAACACGAAAGGAGCAACGCCUCCCCUGCGAUUUUCCCUGAAUACCAGCUCUGGGAAGACCACUGGAUUCGGUGCUCCAAGGAGUUGAACCAGUGGGAAGCCCUGACCGAGUAUGGCCAGUCCAAAGGCCACAUCAAUCCCUACCUUGUCCUGGAGUGCGCCUGGCGGGUGUCCAACUGGACCGCCAUGAAGGAGGCACUGGUACAGGUGGAAGUGAGCUGUCCGAAGGAGAUGGCCUGGAAGGUGAACAUGUACCGCGGAUACCUGGCCAUCUGCCACCCCGAGGAGCAGCAGCUCAGCUUCAUCGAGCGCCUGGUGGAGAUGGCCAGCAGCCUGGCCAUCCGCGAGUGGCGGCGGCUGCCCCACGUGGUGUCCCACGUGCACACGCCUCUCCUGCAGGCAGCCCAGCAAAUCAUCGAACUUCAGGAAGCUGCACAGAUCAACGCAGGCUUGCAGCCGACCAACCUGGGGAGGAACAACAGCCUGCACGACAUGAAGACAGUGGUGAAGACCUGGAGGAACCGGCUGCCCAUUGUGUCUGAUGACUUGUCCCACUGGAGCAGCAUCUUCAUGUGGAGGCAGCAUCAUUACCAGGCAAUUGUAACUGCCUAUGAGAAUAGCUCUCAGCAUGAUCCAAGUUCAAAUAAUGCUAUGCUUGGGGUUCAUGCGUCAGCUUCAGCAAUCAUCCAGUAUGGAAAGAUCGCCCGGAAACAAGGACUGGUCAAUGUGGCUCUGGAUAUAUUAAGUCGGAUUCAUACUAUUCCAACUGUUCCUAUCGUGGAUUGCUUCCAGAAGAUUCGACAGCAAGUUAAAUGCUACCUUCAGCUGGCAGGCGUCAUGGGCAAAAACGAGUGCAUGCAGGGCCUUGAAGUUAUUGAAUCUACGAACUUAAAAUACUUCACAAAAGAGAUGACAGCCGAAUUUUAUGCACUGAAGGGAAUGUUCUUGGCUCAGAUCAACAAGUCCGAGGAGGCAAACAAAGCCUUCUCUGCAGCUGUGCAGAUGCACGACGUGCUGGUGAAAGCCUGGGCCAUGUGGGGUGACUACCUGGAGAACAUCUUCGUGAAGGAGCGGCAGCUGCACCUUGGCGUGUCUGCCAUCACCUGUUACCUGCACGCGUGCCGGCAUCAGAACGAGAGCAAAUCAAGGAAAUAUUUAGCCAAGGUGCUGUGGCUUUUGAGUUUUGAUGACGACAAAAACACUUUGGCAGAUGCUGUUGACAAGUACUGCAUUGGCGUGCCACCCAUCCAGUGGCUGGCCUGGAUCCCACAGCUGCUCACCUGCCUGGUUGGCUCAGAGGGAAAGCUGCUCUUGAACCUCAUUAGCCAGGUUGGACGCGUGUAUCCCCAAGCGGUCUACUUUCCCAUCCGGACCCUAUACCUGACCCUGAAAAUAGAACAGCGGGAACGCUACAAGAGCGAUUCUGGACAGCAGCAGCCAAGUUCAGUGGGUAACCAGUCCCAUUCUGCAUCAGAUCCAGGGCCCAUAAGAGCAACAGCACCCAUGUGGCGCUGCAGCCGAAUCAUGCACAUGCAGCGAGAGCUCCACCCCACCCUUCUGUCUUCCCUGGAAGGCAUCGUCGAUCAGAUGGUCUGGUUCAGAGAAAAUUGGCAUGAAGAGGUUCUCAGGCAACUCCAGCAGGGCCUGGCGAAAUGUUACUCCGUGGCGUUCGAGAAAAGCGGAGCAGUGUCUGAUGCUAAAAUCACCCCCCACACUCUCAAUUUUGUCAAGAAGUUGGUGAGCACGUUUGGGGUAGGCCUGGAGAACGUGUCCAACGUCUCAACCAUGUUCUCCAGCGCGGCCUCUGAAUCUCUGGCCAGGCGGGCGCAGGCCACUGCACAAGACCCUGUCUUUCAGAAGCUGAAAGGCCAGUUCACAACGGAUUUUGACUUCAGUGUUCCAGGAUCCAUGAAGCUUCAUAAUCUUAUUUCUAAGUUGAAAAAGUGGAUCAAAAUCUUGGAGGCCAAAACCAGGCAACUCCCCAAAUUCUUCCUCAUAGAGGAAAAGUGCCGGUUCUUGAGCAAUUUCUCGGCACAGACAGCCGAAGUGGAGAUUCCCGGGGAGUUUCUGAUGCCGAAGCCGACACAUUAUUACAUCAAGAUCGCACGGUUCAUGCCCCGGGUGGAGAUUGUGCAGAAGCACAACACCGCAGCCCGGCGGCUCUACAUCCGGGGGCACAAUGGCAAGAUCUACCCCUACCUCGUCAUGAACGACGCCUGCCUCACAGAGUCGCGGCGGGAGGAGCGCGUGUUGCAGCUGCUACGUCUGCUGAACCCCUGUUUGGAGAAGAGAAAGGAGACCACCAAGAGGCACUUAUUUUUCACAGUGCCCCGGGUCGUGGCGGUUUCCCCACAGAUGCGCCUUGUGGAGGACAAUCCCUCGUCACUUUCCCUGGUGGAGAUCUACAAGCAGCGCUGCGCCAAGAAGGGCAUCGAACACGACAACCCCAUCUCCCGUUACUACGACCGGCUGGCCACGGUGCAGGCUCGGGGGACCCAAGCCAGCCACCAGGUCCUUCGCGACAUCCUCAAGGAGGUUCAGAGUAACAUGGUGCCGCGCAGCAUGCUGAAGGAGUGGGCGCUGCACACCUUCCCCAACGCCACGGACUACUGGACGUUCCGCAAGAUGUUCACCAUCCAGCUGGCUCUCAUAGGCUUCGCGGAAUUCGUCCUGCAUUUGAAUAGACUCAACCCCGAAAUGUUACAGAUCGCUCAGGACACUGGCAAACUGAACGUUGCCUACUUUCGAUUUGACAUAAAUGACGCGACUGGAGACCUGGAUGCCAACCGUCCCGUCCCAUUCCGCCUCACACCCAACAUUUCUGAGUUUCUGACCACCAUCGGCGUCUCCGGCCCAUUGACGGCGUCCAUGAUCGCGGUGGCCCGGUGCUUCGCACAGCCAAACUUCAAGGUGGAUGGCAUUCUGAAAACCGUGCUCCGGGACGAGAUCAUUGCUUGGCACAAAAAAACGCAGGAGGACACGUCCUCUCCUCUCUCAGCUGCCGGGCAGCCAGAGAACAUGGACAGCCAGCAGCUGGUGUCCCUAGUUCAGAAAGCCGUGACCGCCAUCAUGACCCGCCUGCACAACCUCGCCCAGUUUGAAGGUGGGGAGAGCAAGGUGAACACUCUGGUGGCUGCAGCAAACAGCCUGGACAACCUGUGCCGCAUGGACCCCGCCUGGCACCCCUGGCUGUGACCGCGGCUGCCUCAGCCACCCGGAAUGUGAAGGGAGCCCCAGGCUCUGAGCCCGCGGCUUUUACCACUUCUCUCUGCCUCGUUCAUUUUAUUCACGAAAGUCCUGCAGUUUCACUGGGUUGCAGUUACUUUCCUGAUAGUUUGUGUGGGAAAGAGGGAGCUGGUGACGACUGUGGGCGAGGCGGUUAGAAAUGGUAGAGCUGGAGCUUACUCCAAGCUUUUAAAUGAUCUUUUAAGAAGCCAGGAUUCUCCAGUCUGGAAUUUCUGGGUGAGUCCUUUUUUUAUGGUGUCCUCCCUCUGUGAAUGUACAGGCGGAACCGUACGAGCAGCUCCCAACCGUCCAUUUUUAAAACCUCACAGUAGCUUCGUGCUUUUGUACAGACCUUUGUAACAAGUGUACAGAAAACCCAUUUUGUUUGAGACACAGGAGAUGAUGAACUGAUCGUGCUGGUUUUUCUGAGCACAGAGUUUUAGGUUGUACGCAGCCCGCCCCGCGAUUCUCGCUGAGUGUUCAGCGUGGAUCCAUGGGUCAGGUCACCCUGUGGGAGCGCCACACCACAUCCACCUGGAUUCCGCUGGUGGAGACAGAACUGAGAGUCUGCAGGCGGCUCCUGCGCUUUUUAUUUCUGGCUCUUUGGAUGUCUUCUAGACGUUUACUAUCAUUGUACCUGAAGAAAAAUCACUUUUACCUUCCUAAUUUAAAAAGACAAAACAGAAAUGUAAGUUCCUUUGCUACUUCAGUCUUUCUGUUCACAUUUUUAUAAAUCUGAGCAUUGAGAAUGUUCUAUCUAAAUUUGUACAGUGUGAUUUUUUUUUUAGAAUAAAUAUUUUAUAAAAGGG
Messenger RNA from Cebus imitator (Panamanian white-faced capuchin), 12625 nucleotides. RefSeq names its product transformation/transcription domain associated protein (gene TRRAP). Gene Ontology annotation, biological process: regulation of DNA-templated transcription; DNA repair. The transcript is spliced from 71 exons. Gene Ontology annotation, molecular function: transcription coregulator activity; protein binding. Gene Ontology annotation, cellular component: NuA4 histone acetyltransferase complex; SAGA complex; nucleus. Lineage: Eukaryota; Metazoa; Chordata; Mammalia; Primates; Cebidae. The record is from RefSeq and is a predicted model, not a curated record. The coding region runs from base 225 to 11786 and encodes 3853 amino acids.